UGUGUGUCAAUGCACGGAAACACACUGUUGCUGUAGAAUUGUGAGGCUGAUCUCUGCAUCUCAACGUGGACUAAAUCUACUUUAAUACUAGCUAAUCGAUCUUAACAAUAUUAACAACGUAUAGAAGUAUACAACGCUAAUUGUGAAAUUUCUUUCUGUGAAGUCAGACUCUGCUACCGCUYCGAGAGAGUUCAAAAACAACUCAUUCGGCAUCAUCGUGGUGUGAGUUUGGUUAGAGUACUACAGACUUUGCAGCAGCCGAGGUUAAUUUAGUGGUGUACAAGAAUACUUCCAUCACUGUCCAUCAACCCAGAGGUUAAAAAGCUCAUAUCUAUGAUCAUAAUGGAUCGGCUUCCAAAGAAAGCGUUGAUGAUAGCACCAUCGUAUUAUGAAUUGCCUGAAAAUCUAUGGCUGACAGGCACUGAGAGAGACAUCGAGGCUAUGAAGAAGGUUUUAAAAGAAAAAUGCGAUUUUGAAGACAGAGAAAUCAGGGUUUUACAAGGUGAUGAAGCGACGAAAAUUAAUAUUCUCAAAGUGUUGGAUGAUUUUACCCGUUCAUGUGAAGAGAGAAGUGUGCUGCUUGUAUAUUAUUCUGGUCAUGGAGUAUACCUACAAGACUCACAUGACGAGGGGAUCUUCCCUACAAUCCGCAAAGACGAAUGGCCAAUAACACGACCAAAAGAAGAAGUCUGUAUAACCGGAAGUGAUUUGUGUCCUUUCUUUGACAAAUUAUCCAGAAGAGCUGUCCGUUGUACCGUAAUAUUCGACUGCUGUCAUUCUGGACAGCUGUAUCGCGUCACUGAUUUCAAUGAAACUAAUUUAAAGCCAAGGCAGAUCAUUCUAAGAGACGAACCAGCUCAAUCAACACGCAAACUUARACGCUACUUCAGUGUGUCGGAUCGAGGGGGAUGGACUCCCAGUGAAAAGGACUUUUUCUUUUAUUUCGCRGCAUGUACCACGGUACAGGUUGCACUAGAGGAGAUCAAUAAAGGAGGGCGGAUGACAAUGGCUAUUAUCGAAACUCUGAACAAACUAGAGUGUCUUGAUGAAGUCACUUAUGAUGCUUUCUUUAGACUUCUCAACAAAGAGUUCAAAGACAAGGGAUGGGAUAAUUGGCAGACGCCACAGUUCGAAGCAGUAAACUCCCAUACAGUCUUAUUUGGAGUCCGAAAAAUUACGACACAAGAAGGAGGGAUAGAAAUAACUGACGUUCUUAAUGAGAACGAAGUUGUUGUAUCUUCUGGAUACCUGCAGAACUUAAGAGCAGGAAGGUACAAUGUAUUCAGAACAACAGCAUCGAAGGACAGUGUCAACAAAGGAGAUGACUCAAAGGACUGGUUGGGGCACAUCGUUAUUAAUGAAGAACAGAUUGACACAACGCAGGCGGUUGGCUAUAUUUCUUAUCUCCGCCGUGAAUGUGAGAUGACUGUUGGCUGUCUUGCAUAUAUCGAUGAACCAGAGACGGUGAAUAACAGUGUGUACGUGUGUCCUGAACCAGGCUUGAUUCCAGAAGAAAAAGUGAAGUUUCUUAUAGAACACUUAAAGUCUACUCAGAUGUUGAAUGUGUCUAGAGCAAAGCCAACCAUUCCAAACGCUGACUUGAUUACCAUUAGCUGCGAGCACGUUAAAGGCUACGCAAGCUGGGUAGCUCGUCGAAGAGGUAAAGUYCUCACGCCAGCGAUCACUGCUGGGGCCGGCCGUGAAAGUGUCGUUGCUAAUAACUUACUGCGACAUAUAAGAUACAACCUUCUCAUGGAUGCGGCAAAACCUCCAGAUGAUAAUGAAGACUUGCUAGAAAAUGUUUCCCUGAAAYUCUUAAAGGUGGAAAAUGUCCAGGCAUAUACAAAACACACUAAGAAGGCGAGAAUCCGCGAAGCACUGAAUACUGGGAYUGACAUUACUAAUGUUACCGAUCGAAGAAUUAUUUUCAAGGCUCAUGAAUUUGACGAGAAAGGAAAAAUUAAAUUUGGCACCGGUGAUUGUUUCUUAUUCCAAGUCUCAAAUGACAAUGAGAGAAAGGAAGAUACCGUUCAUGUCUGUGUCAUGCUGUAUCAGUUUGAUGGAGCUGUUAAAGCUAUUUAUCCAAAGAAAUAUGGCAAAACGAUCGAGUUGAGAGGAUGCGAUACUGCAGAAGAYCUCUUUCCUGUUGUUAUCCCUAAGUACAGCCUACGAACCAUGUUGGAGCCAGACCUUGAUAAGGAUGAACCAAAUAUGGGCGUUGAUACUCUAGUGCUGUAUGCUAGUAAUAAAGCAGUGGAUUAUCGGCCUAUUGAACAGUCGUGUAUAAGGACAGACCCUGAAUUACUGCCCAGGGGCAGGGGCGAAGCAUGGCAUCCUUUAAGUAAUUUGGACGACUUUUUGAUGCUUAGGAAGAGACCAGUACCUGAUAAUGAACUGGAGCAAGACUGCAAGUACUUCAUUCAAAGAAUAGACAUCCCAAUUAGUAAAAYCUGGACCACGUGACCGUGUUUUUUUUAACCAUGCAGAACUAUUUUUAGUUUUUAGUCAUACAAAUGACUGUCGACAUACAAUUAUAUCGAUUUGUUUUAAUAGGCUAUAUUGAUAUGCUGCUCUAUAUUUCGUGGUAUACAAAUCAAUAGACUAUUGGUCUUUGUACGUACCAAA
Molecule: messenger RNA, 2625 nt
Organism: Exaiptasia diaphana
Lineage: Eukaryota; Metazoa; Cnidaria; Anthozoa; Actiniaria; Aiptasiidae
Exons: 13
Coding region: 334-2463 (709 amino acids)
Biological process (GO): proteolysis
Molecular function (GO): cysteine-type endopeptidase activity
Source: RefSeq, a predicted model, not a curated record